AUGGGCUCUAAGCCUUCAAAAAAACCAGAUCCACCAAAAUCAAAUAUUGCUUAACUAGAAGAUUAGAUACCUGUGUAUAAUAGACCUAAAUCACCAGAUUAUGGAGAGUAGGCUAAAAUAGAGGCUGUUGGGAUUAAACCUGAUGAUAAUAUCGAUAGGUACUUCUAUGAUUUAAUGUGAUAAAGGGAGGCAGCAAAUAAGAGAUAAGCAGAAAAGUAAAGAAAUUCUAAGAUAGAGGGUUAAUAAAAAAUAUCGCUACCAUAAAAAAAGAUAGAAUAACAAAAAAAAUAAUAUUAGAAAUUUGUUAUUUAAUCAAGUUAAUAAAAUAAUAACAGUUUGGAUCUAUCAUAUGAUCAAUUUGUAAAUGGGUUAAAUUAAAAUGAUAUAAAAGAAUUGGAGAGACAAUUAGAGAGUGAUGAAUUAUCUCCAAUCAAUAAAACAAAUACUGAAUGUAUGUGUAAAAUAUUAUCAGAGCUUAAAAAUAAGCACUUGAUGAGUAGAAAAUUAAAGUUGCUGAAUAAAAAAUAUGGAAAUUAAAGUAAAAAAUAAAAAGAUCUUUUGAUUGGCCUGCUUAAGGUUAAGUUUAUAUGGUUUCAGUUACCUUUAAAUAUAAUUAUUAAUACAAAACCUAAAAGCUAGCGGUGACAUAACCUUUUGAUAAUUAUGUAAACUCAAUUUUGUCUUGGAAAAAUAAUGCAUAAAUGGGUGUUUUCGAAUUUAAAUUAAGAGAUGUAGAUAUCUAUAAUACAGAAACAGGAGAUGUUUAAUAACUAAAAUUUAAUGAAGUUGAGUUUAUGGUAGAUUAUAAUGGAGUUUUUGUAAUUAAAUCAUUUAUUUUAGAUUGGAGUCAAACAUGAAAGUGAUUUUAUUAAAAAGCUUUCAUAAUAGAAACGAUAUUAUGAAAAAGAAUAAAUAAAGGAAUAAAAGGAUAGGGAUUAAUUACUUAAUAAUUAAUUAAGCAAUCUAGAAAGGUUAGCUAAUAAUAAAUUGCAAGUUAAAUAAUCAAAUAAGCCAAAGAAAUAAAAGCCAGAAGAAAUCAUAUAGAAAACUGAAAAACAAUUAGAGUAAUUUUGGACUAAUGCAUUUUAAUGUUGGUAUACUCUAAAUGAAGACGAAGCUGAAAAAAUCUUCUAUGCAGGUUAAGAAUGUAUAGUUUUAUAAAAGAAAGAUGAGGAUCCAUAAAAAAAAUUAGAAAACUUUCUUAUUAAAAAAUUAUAAGAUCCAGAAUUCUUUAAAUCUUGUUUAAAUUCAGUAAAAACAAUAAAAGAUCCAUUAAAAAAAUGGGGAAUGUUUAGUAAUGAAGAAAUAUUAGAAUAUUUAGGUGGAACAAAACAUGUAAGAAUUAAAAAUGCUUAUUUAGAGUGUUGUAUAAAUAUAAAAGAAAAUAACAUUUCCAAUUUUGGAAAAAUAUAAGAUUGUUAAUGGCAUACUUAACAAUAGUGACUUAACUCCUUUGGUUGUCAAAUGGAAUUAAUGCAAAAAAACAGUUAUAGAACAUGAGAGAGACUUGUUUGUUGAUAUUGAAUAAGAAAAAAAGUAUAGUUUUAAUUAGAUUUUAGAUUAUUAACAUUUAUAUGGGAUAAAUAAUUAGAUAUUAAGAUGAAAUUAAGAUCUGAAAAUAUAUUUGUGGAAGAACUUAAUAAAUUUAGAGAUGAGUGUGAAUUAGAAUUAAAAGAAAUGUUGUUCCAAUUAUCAACGAUCCCUAAUUUUCCAAUGGAGAACAGACCUAAAUAUAAAGAGAAAUAUUUUUAAAUUUUAUGA
This is a messenger RNA of Paramecium pentaurelia, 1761 nucleotides long. NCBI's taxonomy places the organism in Eukaryota, Ciliophora, Oligohymenophorea, Peniculida, Parameciidae. The record is from the annotation of a GenBank genome assembly.